This is a messenger RNA of Neopsephotus bourkii (Bourke's parrot), 803 nucleotides long. It is a transcript of the gene WHR1, whose product is annotated as serine/threonine kinase 19. The coding region runs from base 9 to 737 and encodes 242 amino acids. Gene Ontology annotation, molecular function: protein serine/threonine kinase activity. The record is from RefSeq and is a predicted model, not a curated record. Gene Ontology annotation, biological process: protein phosphorylation; positive regulation of Ras protein signal transduction. The transcript has 7 exons. Lineage: Eukaryota; Metazoa; Chordata; Aves; Psittaciformes; Psittacidae.
CCCCCCCCAUGAGCCGCCGGCGCCGCUACGGGGACGGGAUCGAGGCCAAGAGGCGGCGCCGGGACGGCAGCCCUGGGGCAGUGGAGGCUGCCCUGGGGGCCCUGGGGGCCCUGUUCCCCAUAGGGCUCUUUGGGGACCUCCUGCCCCCCCUGGUCCUGCGCCAUCAGCUCUACAGCAUCGUCAGCGACCGCACGGCCGUCGACCGGCACCUGGACCGGCUCCGGGCUGACGGGCGCAUCCGGUUGCUCCAUGUGGGGCUGGGCUCGGAUACGCUGGGGGUCGUGUGCGUGGAUGCCUAUAGGGAGAAGGUGCUGGCGGGGGCAGCGGGGUCCCCCCGGGCCCCCCUGAUCCGGAGGUUCCUGGAUGGGGCCGUGGCCGCGAGCCCGGCGCUGGGGUACGAGGAGAGGGAGCUGAAGGAGUGGGGCUUCGGAGACCGGGACAUCACGCAGUUGGUGGCCGCAGGGCUCCUCACUCUCCGGGAUGCUGGGAGCUGGUGGCUGUCGGUGCCGGGACUGGGCCGCUUCAUCCGCGCCAUCCUUAGGGGCCGUGGGGCCAUCCUCUCCCGCCUGCGCCGGGCCCGGCACCGGGAGCUGUUGCUGGAGGAGCUGCAGGAGCGCAGGGCCCCCCCCGGCGCCGCCAUCGGCCUCAGCUUCAUCCUGCACGACCUCCUGGGGGCACAGCUGGUGCUCAGUGUCCCCACCACCUCCGGCCCGAUGCUGCGAUUGGCUGAGCCCUGAGCGGCCCCUUCCCAUCAUGCCACGGGGCCCACCGGACCAAAAGGGGGCGUGGCCUCCGCGGAGGGG